AUGGCCGACUCUUCGGGAGACGAGGCUGAUUCUCGGACAGCCUCGUUUGGCCUCCAGCGCCCUCGAUCAAACAACUCAUCUGCCCACAACUCCAACGAUGGCGAUUCCCGACCCACGAAGAAACAACGACGGGGCCGAUCCCGCUCAGGCCACGACGUGAACGAUUUUGUCCCCCGCGGCGCUGCUUUCAGCGCACACUCCUUGGAGGUUGAUCCUGAUGAUACAUCAAGCUCGGGAUCUAGCUCGGAGUCUGGCGACAACUCUGAUGAAUCAGAUGCGCCCAACAAACAGGUUUCUGCCAACCCUCACGCGGGAAGCACUGCGCCUGCAAUCAGCUGGAACCAGGGAAAGAAAGCGGCCGUUCGCACGUCGCUUGGCAAGAGGAAGGCUCAAUCGGUCAACGGGACUGCGCCAACCGACAAUGCCAACCAGUUCAACGCCGUGAAUGGUACAUACUGGCGCACCCGCAGUGCCUCUGCCUCAUCUGGAGCGAGCGACCCUCCGGCCAACACGGCGGAAGAGGACAAGGCCGAGCAAAGCAGUGACCUAGAAGAGGGCGAAGUGGACUCCAGGAGUGAAUCCGACGGCUCGGUGUCUUCAAAUUCCGAGGCUGAUGACUCUAUCAUGUUGAACCUUGGCGCGAAGAACGCAAAUGACUCCACUCCAGCAGAGGCUCUGCUUGCAGAUAAUUCACGCAUGAAUGGGGAUGCAAAUGGCCAGACCAAUGGAAUUGCAAAGGGAUCGCUUGUCAAAUCUGAUUCUGGUCCCGCCGUGUCCAAGGAAGAUGCGUUCCAGCGCUUCUCUUGCAAAUAUCCCACUGCACCCACUGCCUUGGUGGACUUGAACCAGGAAGACUUUGAGACGCAGGCGAGAUAUGUGCACUGGGCUCUUGAUAUCAAUGACAUUGAUCUUCAACUUCCCGUUGUCUGCAUUGAGUGUCAAGGCCUAGGGCACCUGGCUGAGGUGUGUCCGACAAAAGAGUGCGUGCACUGUGGUGCGUGGAAUACACACCCUAGUUCCUCCUGCCCCUCAUGGCAAAGAUGUCCUCGAUGCCGGGAAAGAGGCCACAGUGAAGCUCAGUGCUCGUCUCCCUUGAAAGGCUCUACUGCCGAAGUCCCCUGUGACUUGUGCGGUUCGUCAAACCAUGUCGAGUCUGAUUGUAGUGCCUUGUGGAAGCCCAUGGCGCAAGAGCCCACCGCGACGGGCGUGAUAGUGUCUCUCUCAUGCGCUCGUUGCAUCAGCGCAAGCCAUUUGAUCGGCGACUGUCCGUCUCUCCACAAGCCUCUUCCUAACUCAUCUUUCACCCUCAGUGGUAUUGACCCCAAUACCAUCACGAACCUCAACACGGGGCCCAACUCAAGAAAGCCUAUAUCCGCGAAGCCUCCUCCGCCCAGCAGCGGACCACGCAGCAAAAACCGCCGAGGACCCAAGAUUCGUGAUCCAUCUUCAGAGAGCGAUGAUGGCGGUUUCCCGCCUCGUGGUGGCCGACGUCCUCCACCUCCACCUCCAUCGCGCGGCAGAGGUCGUGGUGCUAUACAGUUUGGCAGCAACACAUUUGUCCCUAAGCAGUCUCGGGGAAAGCCCCCACCGCGGCCUUUCAAUGGAAACCGUGGUCCCCCGCCUCUAAGAGGAGGCGGUGGUGGUAGGGGCCGUGGGCGGGGUGGUGGAUUUAAGCCCCGUAGAGGCAAAUAG
Molecule: messenger RNA, 1692 nt
Organism: Penicillium cinerascens
Lineage: Eukaryota; Fungi; Ascomycota; Eurotiomycetes; Eurotiales; Aspergillaceae
Product: zinc knuckle domain protein
Exons: 2
Coding region: 1-1692 (563 amino acids)
Molecular function (GO): nucleic acid binding; zinc ion binding
Source: RefSeq, a predicted model, not a curated record